Messenger RNA from Mycotypha africana, 1014 nucleotides. Its product is annotated as integrator complex subunit 2-domain-containing protein. Gene Ontology annotation, cellular component: integrator complex. Gene Ontology annotation, biological process: snRNA 3'-end processing. Lineage: Eukaryota; Fungi; Mucoromycota; Mucoromycetes; Mucorales; Mycotyphaceae. The record is from RefSeq and is a predicted model, not a curated record. The annotation marks the transcript as partial. The transcript is spliced from 6 exons.
GAAGAGUCAGCUAAUUUUUUUUUUGUUACUAAAGUCCUAGGCGCUCUGGAAUCAAUGGCAGCGCUAGAGUUAAAAGAACAUCUAUCACUGAUGCUAAAGAACUUGAUACCAGCGGCUCUAGAAGGUCAAUUAGAUAUGAAGUUAGCACAGUCAUUUCGGUCGACGUGGGAAGCAUUUAAUCGAGUUCUACCACAUUCCUUAUGGGAAAUGACAGAUCCACUCAUAUUAUUUAAAUGUGACUCCCGUGUAUUUCGUUCGGACGAGCUGCUACCAAUAUGGCUCCACAUUUUGUCGUCCUUGAGAACUACAAAUAUAGUAGCACUGACAAAUGCUCAAGAUACAGCAAUGCUUCAAUUAUUAUUGGAACUCUGUCUAAGGAGACAUGAAGACAAAGAAAACGAAGAUGCUUUACAAAAGUCAAGGAAACUUAUCUGCGACUUUAUUCAUACUAUAUUUAUUGAUGGCGAUCGUGACAUGUUACUCGCUAAAAUCCUACAUUUUCAGACGUAUUCUACAGAACUAAUUCCGGUGGUCGUUGAAAUGAUACCCUCCAUAUACAUAGUAAUGAGCUUCAUCCCUGAACUAACUCGACAACCUCAAAUCGAGAAGCAAGUAUUUGGUAUUUUAAUGGGAUGUUACCUUUGCGAGAAGUACCCUCUCGAAACUUAUCUCCUAACUGCUGAAAAGCAUAUCUUACCACGAUUAUUGCGUAUCGCUUUUCCAGUAUCUCGGGAUGGCCAAGUGUCACCAAGCUGUGUGCCUUCUGAGCAUCUUGUCAAAGCUAUACCCGGAUUCGUGCAUCUUGCUCGAGCAUUUCCUCACUUCGGCCCUCAAAUAUUAAGUGCAUUUGAUGAAAUUGAGAAAGGGUUACCGAAACCAAAGGAUUUUAUUGGCCAAGAAGGAAAUAGUAAGAUUAUUUUACUGCUUCAAUUACAUAAGGUUUUGAAAGACUCGCGCGACCUUGUACAGAUUGAAGUAGGAAGAAUGGAUGAUGUUAAUAAAAUAACUAUGUAA